Nicotiana tabacum (common tobacco) is the source of this 1265-nucleotide messenger RNA. RefSeq lists its product as uncharacterized. The record is from RefSeq and is a predicted model, not a curated record. Gene Ontology annotation, cellular component: membrane. Gene Ontology annotation, biological process: protein ubiquitination. Gene Ontology annotation, molecular function: ubiquitin-protein transferase activity; zinc ion binding. Lineage: Eukaryota; Viridiplantae; Streptophyta; Magnoliopsida; Solanales; Solanaceae.
ACCAUUCCCCACUCUCUCCUUUUUCUCUCUCCUACUACUACUUGCUCCAGCUUCUUUCAUCUCUGUUCAUUGUUUUCUCCUUCCUCCUACAUAUUUUUUAGAGAGAGAAAAUGGUGGAUGAGUUCAUGGUGUGUGUGGAUAGGAUCAUAAUAGCAACAACAUGUUUUGGAGAGUCAGAGUCAGUAGUCAAUGGGAGAGAAAUUAGCCUUUUGACUAAUAAUGAUGUUGCAAAUUUGAGUGUUGAAAAUAAUUCAAAGGAAAUGGUGAGUAAAAUUAGUAGUGGAGGGGAGGGUUGUUCAAAGGGAAGUGUAAUUAGAGAGUGUAGGAUUUGUCAAGAAGAAGACGAAGAAAAUGACAUGGAAGCUCCUUGUGCUUGCAAUGGCACUCUCAAGUUUGCUCAUAGGAAAUGUAUCCAGAGAUGGUGCAACAAAAAAGGUGACAUAACCUGUGAAAUCUGUAAUAAGGUCUUUUCACCAAACUAUACCCUUCCACCUGCAAGAACCAGCCCUGAUGUAAUGGCAAUUGAUAUAAGGCAAGCAUGGGGCCCUGGCAUGGAUAUUAGAAAUCCACAUUUUCUGGCUUUUGCCGCAGCUGAGCGUCAAUUCCUGCAAUCAGAGUAUGAGGACUAUGCCAUUGCUAGCAGUGGGAGUCUAGCAUGUUUCCGCUAUGUUGCAAUCAUUUUGAUGCUACUCUUGCUGAUACGCCAAACCUUGAUGGUCACAAGGGACUUUGCAAUGGUGCAGGACUCAUCUACAUUCUUCAAUUUUCAGAUUUCACUUCUACAGCUGGCGGCUUUCCUCCUCCCUUGUUAUGUAAUGGCUCGGACAUGGUACAUGAUACAAUGCCGAAGAAGGAGGCAGGGUUAAGAAGGAACCCAUGGUUGAUAGCAUGACCUUUUGCAGCCUUUCUCGUCUCUAAUGUUGGACAAAUGCUGCUGUUGUACAUCAACCUUCUCUUUCCCUAAUAUCUGUAUUUAUCUUUCAAGGUGCAAGUUAAGCUUGCACUUUGGUGCUGAAAAUCCUUUAGCUCUUUGAGCUACAUAUAAGCUCUUCCCCAGUUUCUCCUACCCGUGAACUCGUAAGCAAAUGUAAAUAUGUGAGGAUUUGAGUUCACUAGCGGUUUCUAUCACCUUGUUCUAUAAUAUCAGAUAUUGGAUGUCACUAAAAAACAAUUGGCCAUCCAUAUGAAAUUUCUAAUGGAACAGUCUGUAGAGGAUUAAGUGGAAGCCAGAAAAUUGGUUAAAUCAAGAUUCUUCUGCACUGAAA